This is a messenger RNA of Macadamia integrifolia, 1173 nucleotides long. Its product is annotated as ran-binding protein 1 homolog a-like. Gene Ontology annotation, molecular function: GTPase activator activity. Gene Ontology annotation, cellular component: nuclear pore; cytoplasm. Gene Ontology annotation, biological process: nucleocytoplasmic transport. Lineage: Eukaryota; Viridiplantae; Streptophyta; Magnoliopsida; Proteales; Proteaceae. The transcript has 4 exons. The record is from RefSeq and is a predicted model, not a curated record. The coding region runs from base 98 to 769 and encodes 223 amino acids.
AAAGCCUCGCAAACUCUACCAGACGCUGUUUUCUUUCCGAUCUCUCUCCCUCAUUUCUAUCACUCCAUCUCUCCAUCUUUUAGUGUUUGCGAUAACAAUGGCGAGUUCCAAUGCUGAGCGUAGAGAAGAGGAAGAGAACGUUGCAGGAGAUGACGAAGACACCGGAGCUCAGAUUGCACCAAUUGUCAAGCUUGAAGAGGUCGCCGUCACCACCGGCGAAGAAGAAGAAGAUGCAAUCCUUGACUUGAAGGCGAAACUCUACCGAUUUGAUAAGGAUGGGAACCAAUGGAAGGAGAGAGGUGCUGGGACUGUGAAGUUUUUGAAACACAAAGAGUCAGGGAAAGUUCGAUUGGUUAUGCGACAAUCGAAGACUCUGAAGAUCUGUGCUAAUCAUCUUAUUCUACCGACGAUGUCGGUUCAGGAACAUGCGGGGAACGAUAAGACCUGUGUAUGGCAUGCCACCGAUUUUUCGGAUGGGGAAUUGAAGGAUGAGCUCUUAUGCAUUAGAUUUGCAUCAGUUGAGAAUUGCAAAACCUUUAUGGAAAAGUUUCAAGAAAUUGCAGAAUCCCAGGUGAAGAAAGAGGAGAACAAAGAUGUCACUGCUGCUGCUGGACUUCUUGAGAAGUUGAGUGUGGGGGAUGUCAAAACUGAGGAAAAAGCUGAGAAAACUGGUGAAGAGGUUCCUGUCACGGUCAAGGAGGAGAAGGAAAGUGAUAGCGAGACAAAACCAGAUGUAGAAAAGAAAGAGGAACCACCUGCCGCAGCUUAGGCUGGAGGAGGGAGGUAGGUAUACUUGUCUAAUAGGAGUUAGUACUCUUCCUGGCCUUUUGCAAAUUUAUAUUUAUGCGGCUAAGUUUCCAUUGGAUGAGUAUGGGAUGGAAAUGGUUGUCUUUCAUUUUGGGGGAGGCUUGUCAAUAGUUUGUCGGACUUGGUCCAUUUGCAUGUCAAGGGGUUCAGGGUUCUGUUGGUGUGGAUGUCCAGUCAUGUAAGAAGUGAGCUUGAGGGGGAAUGGUAUGGCAAGGGUUUUUGUGGAGUAUUUGUUCAUUUUGGGUUUUAUAUGGGGUCUUUUAUCGGUAAGUUGCUUGUGAAGUUUCUCUUUAAAAGGUUGCCUUGCGCUAGAAUUUUAUUUUUCAGAACACAAAUAUUUGUUGGUGGCAUCUCUUUUGAUGAGUA